Molecule: messenger RNA, 2032 nt
Organism: Schizosaccharomyces octosporus yFS286
Lineage: Eukaryota; Fungi; Ascomycota; Schizosaccharomycetes; Schizosaccharomycetales; Schizosaccharomycetaceae
Product: queuine tRNA-ribosyltransferase
Exons: 7
Coding region: 36-1967 (643 amino acids)
Biological process (GO): tRNA modification
Cellular component (GO): cytoplasm
Molecular function (GO): tRNA-guanosine(34) queuine transglycosylase activity
Source: RefSeq, a predicted model, not a curated record
AUUUCCCCAACGCAGCAAACACCAAACCGUUCUCAAUGGCAGCUUUAAACGCUUGCUAUCCUUCCAGUGCCCGAAUAUCUUCCGUUUCGCUAAAAAGCAAAGUUCUUCAGACUCCCUGUUUUAUUUUCCCUACCUCAAAAGGAACAAUUCCUCAUUUAACACCUGACAACAUAAAUGACAAUGAAGUUCCUAUUGUCUAUUUUGGAUUAGAAGAUUCCUUGGAUUUAUUAGAAAAGUCACCUAUCUUCACUGUAGACGGUGAGAUAGACAAGUGGGUAGCUGGGACUCCAUCUCAAUCUAUCUUAAUAGCUCCUAGAAGAAGUAUUCCACUUCCCUCUGUUUCUGCUGGUCCUCAAAAUAUUGAAAUUCUUACCUCGAGUGGAUUGAGAAAAUUGACAAAUGAAGUUUACGUGAAGGCAAUCACGAAACUUCGCCCUGAAAUAGCCAUUGCAUUGAAUGACAAUCCAUCAAAUGUCCCUGGUGUAAAGAGGAAACCUAAAAUGACUGAAAGGUCAAUUACCUGGACUAAUGAGUUGCUUUCAAGUUUGCAAAACAACGAGCUUACAGAGAAAGUAAAAGUUUUCUUUCCAGUCCCAAACGUUGAAACUUCUUACUUAACUCCUUUAAUAGAACGCUUUCGGGAAAGUGAUUACAAACAACAUAUUACGGGGUUGGCAUGUUAUGGAGAUUUGCAAUCUAUACCCUCUGAUUUAUCUAUUUAUCCAAAAUUGUUUCUUCGUCCUUUGCUAACUCCUUUGGCAAUCUUACAAAGUAUUCACCAAGGUGCUGAUAUAAUAAUGGCAGAUUUAGUAAACCAAGCUUCCGACUCUGGUAUAGCUUUUACCUUUACCUUUCCUGCUCCUGUAGAAAAUUUGCUGAAUAGAAAAUUAGAGCUUGCUUGGGAUAUGUGGAAUAACCGUUUUGCUACCGAUCUUUCUCCCUUACAGCCUGGAUGUAGCUGUAAUACAUGCCAGUCAUAUAGUCGGGCUUACGUUCACCAUUUACUUCAAGCACGAGAACUUGUUGGCUGGAUUAUGGUACAACAACAUAACAUUCACGUGUUCCAUAAUUUUUUUGCUGGAAUCAGAGAUUCUAUUAAGGCUGGAAACUUUUUGCGUGAUACUGAGAUUUUUGAGAAAAUAUAUUCACCCAACUUUCCUCGCACUACCGGUCUGGGUCCUCGAAAGCGAGGCUAUCAAAUGGAUUUAACUGAUGUUCAGCCCAAGGAAAACAAACCAAGUUGGGUUCAGUUGAAAUCAGAAACCAAUGACGCUGAAACAUCUCACACGACCAAGAAAAAGGAAAGUAUUCAAGGGUUCCAAGAGUCUGAAUUACCUGAAAUGGAUACAACCGUUAGUAAUUUCGCUGAUAACUACGCCGCUUUAAGCGAUAAUCAAAGUGUGUCUGAAUUAGAAGAAGAUUUGUUCGCUGAGCUUGAUGAUAUUGAUGACACUGCUUAUCGAGAAAGCCGGUUGCAAUCAUUGAAAGAAGAAUUUGAAAGAGUCUCUAUUGCUAAGGAGAAAGGUCAUAUGCAGUAUUUAACUGUUGAAAGCGAAAGAGAAGUGAUGGAUAUAACCACAACCUCAAAACGUGUGGUUAUUCACUUUUUCCAUCCUGAUUUUAGACGCUGCAAAAUUAUGGAUUCUCAUCUUGAGAAAAUCUCUAAAAAUCAUUGGGAAACAAAGUUUAUAAGAAUUGAAGCAGCGAAUGCUCCAUUUCUCGCGUUGAAAUUAGGCUUAAAAGUAUUACCUGUAAUACUUUGCUAUGUUGAUGCAAAACUAGUUAGUAAACUGAUUGGAUUCACUGAUUUGGGAAAUAAUGACGAUUUUGAUACGCCGGUUUUAGAGUUUUGGUUGUUAAAGUGGGCGGCGAUUGAAAAGUUAAAGGAAAAUAACUCUUCGGGAAAAAAGUCGAUUAUGGGUUUCAAAGAUACAAAAAAUGAAUCGGAAGACAGUGAUUUCGAGUAAUUUAUAGAAAUUGUUUAGUAAACUUACAUCAAAAAAUAAUUAUUGUACUAUUUCAUUCAAAAGAA